Haliotis rufescens (red abalone) is the source of this 7195-nucleotide messenger RNA. RefSeq lists its product as uncharacterized. The coding region runs from base 157 to 4935 and encodes 1592 amino acids. Gene Ontology annotation, molecular function: protein binding; DNA binding. The transcript is spliced from 17 exons. NCBI's taxonomy places the organism in Eukaryota, Metazoa, Mollusca, Gastropoda, Lepetellida, Haliotidae. The record is from RefSeq and is a predicted model, not a curated record.
UCGAUACACGUUUUCUGCAAGUGACAACCGACUACGACGCGGGUUAGACAUUUUCCCACAAAUAUUCUUUUGGUGAGGAUGACUGUUGAGGAUGCAGUUUUAUGAGUGGUACUUCUUGCCAAUAUUUAACUGCUGAUGUAGACAGUUGGCAUUGAGAUGGAGACUGGUGUCGUCAUGGAAGCAGUGGAUACAUCCCAGUCCUCGAAGGGUGACCAUGACUACUUUACCCAAGCACCAGCACACACCGACCACAUUGAAACUGGGCCCUCAGAUCAUGACUAUUUCUCUGAGAAACCUCCCAGUCCUCCCGUAUCAGUAGAAGCUGAAGAAGCUAAGGGUGCAGGAGCAACUAAAGAGCCAGGCAAGGAUGAGGAGGACAUGAUACUGACACUGUCCCCACACAGGAAUGAGGAGGAGGAGGAUCAGGAAGAUAUGAAGGCAGAUGCAGAAGUAGAUGCAGAUGCAAAAGCAGAAGCAGAAGCAGAAGCAGAUGCAGAACCAGAUGCAGAAGCAGAAGCAGAAGCAGAUGCAAAACUAAAUGCAGAAACAGAACCAGAUGCAGUAGCAGAUGCAGAAGCAGAAGCAGAUGCAGAAGCAGAUGCAGAAGCAGAAGCAGAUGCAGAAGCAGAACCAGAGGAAGGUGUGGAAACUGCACCAGAUGAGGAAAAGAGGGUAGAUGCCAAGGAUGCUACUCUUGUUCAGGACGUUGUAGAAACUGCAUCAGACAAUGAAAGUGUUAAAACCACAUUAGAUGAAGAAAGUAUGGAAAGCGCCCCAGAUAAAGAAUGUAUGGAAACCGCACCAGACAUGGAAGGCAUUGAAACCAUAUCAGAUGAAGGUGUGGAAACUGCACUUGAUGAGGAAGGUAUGGAUGUGGAAGAAGGUGAUGAAGGUGGUGAUAAAGAUGAUUUGGAUGAUGGUCAAGAAUCCAAAGGACCAUCAGUAGGACAUUCCGGUGAAGGUUGUAAUGGUGGCCAUGAAGACCACCAAGGAGAAGAAAGGAACAAAACUGUAGGAUCCGAGGAGGCAGAUGCGGUACAGAACAAAAAUGGACAUGAAGAAAAAGGCAUUGAUACAGAGAAACAAAAGGGUGUUGAAGAGGAUAUUGUGUGUGGUGCAGGAGAUGGUGAGGAUCCUUCAAAGGAUGUGGAUGGAGAAGGGGAGGGUGCCAAGGAAGAAGUUGUGGGUGAUGGGGUAGAGGAGGCUGAGAAGGAGGGCAGCUCAACAAAGCCCAAAAGUGUUACCAUGUCUGCCUGUCAGACAGAGUUUCAUUCUGAGGAGGAGGUUGAUGAUGUUGAAAGAAAAAGUGAGAGUGUGAAAGAUGAUAAUGACAAUGAUAAGGACACUGUGAGCACUGUAACGGCUGAGGAGGGUGGAGAGGCAGUGGUGGAGAUGGACAAUGCUGAAGAGGAGGAGAAUGGAGGCGAAGGGGGUGACGACUCCUUUCUCACGGCAGAGAAUGUCAACAAAAUUGCUGAGCAUGAUGAUGACAGUGACACAGAAUCCGAAGUUGAUGGCGUUAAAGUUGUGGGUAGAUCAAACAGACGUGGCCGCAAGUCAAAAGACUUUGGUGCCUCAUUUGUUACAGAAGAGGAUGACAUGGGCUUGAUGAUUGAUGCUGAAUGGAAGGAAAAGAAAAGAACAUCAACACCUCGUCGUCAGCAUGAGUACAAGCUGGAUAUGUCACUACUGAGGGUGCCCUUUGAUUAUGGUUGGAGGAGGGAGGUGGUGGUGCGUGCAGUAGUGGAGGGAUCCAACACCCAGAUGGACACUUACUACCACCCCCCAGAAGGAUCCAAACUGAGGUCCAUGGUCCAGAUUGCUGAUUAUUUGACAAAGACCAAGUCCCCAUUGUCCAUCGACAACUUUUCCUUUGCCCGGAAGUGUAUCUCUCAACCACCGUUUGAAGUCUUGAGGCAGGCAAACAGAGGACGGAGAUGUUUCCAGAAAAAGUCUCGAGGAGGUGGUGGGGGAUUUGGGAGAGGUCGAGGAAGGGGGAGAGGAAGGGGUCGCGGUCGAGGUCGAGGCGCAUCUCCAGGUCGAGGUCAAGGUUUGCGCUCAGCCUCGCCGAGUCCAGAGAAUAGUACAGUGUUCCGAGUGAGCCUCAAGGCAGAGAGUCCGGUGUCAACAAGGAAUGCCACACUUGCAUCUGACAGUAUAGCCUCCCCCAGACGUAGACCAGGCCGUCCGUCCAAGCUGUCCUACCCUCCCCCCGAGGUUGUGAUUGAGAGGGAGGAGGAGGAGGACGAGGAGGAUGAAGGGGACACUGAUGUCAACUUCAGCCCCACUGUCCGGUUUGCCUCGCCUGCUGUCAGCAUCAAGCGCUCCCACAGCGAUGUGGACACGGACAGUGAUGAUGAUGCCAGUGGCUCCUUCACGAGCUCUGGCCCGCCACGGAAAAAAGCUACUGCCAGGAAGAGCACAACUCCACGUAUCCCAAGCUUUAAGCCUCCGAGCAAGACGACAACGCCCCUGUCUCCCCCGGGCUCCCUGGGUCAGCUGUGCACAUUGCAGUGUCCAGGGCUGGAGGGGACCCCCCCCACUCUACAGUGUGCUGGAUGUAUGUGUCUCUUCCAUCCCCGGUGUGUCAACUGCAAGGAAGACAAGGUCACCUUCCUCUGUCUGAUAUGUGCCCAGCAUCCCACGAAGUCUCUGAGCACUCCAGCCAGCACUGUGUCAAUCCGACCCACACUAGUCAUGCCCAACUCGUCUAUCCCGACACCAACCUCUCUCGUAGCUGUGUCUGGGCCGUUUGUGACCCCGACAUCCACUAUAAUGAUGCGUCCAACCAUUCCUGUGGCAGUUACCCCCGGUGUUAUACGGCCCAGCAGGACAGUCCCAACAACAACAACAAUCAACCAGAAUUCAGAUGCCAUUGGAGCAUUACGAUCAAUCCUUGACCGGAGACAGCCCAACUUGCCCAACUUCACCAGUUUGAAUAUAGUGACAUCUGUGCCUGUGUGUCAGGUUCCAAGGAUGACCAGUUUACUGGCUACCAACAGUGUAAGGACUAUGAGUAUCCCCACGGCAACGGUGAGAGCACCAGUGCCGGUACAUACUCUUGUCAAUACCAGUGUGAGAGCACCACCCAUUCUCCCCACCCCAGCCACAAUUUCCAUCCCUACUUCAGGUGUAGUACGGGCCGCGCCCCCUCUCACUUUGUUACGCCCCCCACCCCAGCAAUCUCUCAACAAGCCUGCUCAGGCCACCAUGCCCACUAUUCCACCCCCCAGGCUUACAGUGGCCCCGGGGGUGCUUGUACCGGUGUCUCAAGGUUCAAAUGGAAUCCAGCCUAGGACUGACGCACAGCUCACUACAAGCACUUCCAAGCAGUCGGAAAUUCCUCUCAAUGCACAAUUAUUGACUCUACCAGAAGGUGUGACAAAGAGAUUAAAACUUUCACAGCCUUUGGCCUUGAAAAUCAACAAUAUUCAGAUUGUGGUGCCUCCGUCAUGUGUAAUAAACUCGAGUGACGGGUUGAAGGUGCUGCUCCCUCCCAACACGUUCCCUCUUCCAACAGAUCCCAAUGCCAAACUUAGUGUGACAGUGUCCAAUAACACAGCUUCUAUGGAUAGUGCUGACCCUAAACAAGGCAGCCCAGCAGUGCAACCCCCAGGGGAGGAGCCACCUGCAGCUAAGAAGGACAUGUCCAUCAUUUCCUCUCCCUCCACUCGAGCGUCUAAGCGGAGACAAGCUAUUGAUGCAACCUGCUGCUAUAUAAAAAAACUGUAUGCAGGUUAUGACUGUAUGUUACAAAUCUUCGAAUAUUUACGGACUAAAGAUCUCCUAAGGGCUGGAGCAGUUUGUCGUACUUGGAAUAAAAUCUCCUUACAACCAUGUUUGUGGAAGCGAGUUCGUCUCCGGAGCACAGUGAUCAGCGAGUGGGAACCUGCAGCACAGUUCUUUAGGAAGGUCCGAGUCGAGAGUCUGUGCCUGCAAGGGAUGUUCCACAAACAUGACAGGAACAGGACAUGGCAUUUGAUGAUUGCCAACCUGCAUCACCUGGUGGGUCUGCGAGAGAUCGAGUUCGGCCAUGUCCCAGCCUCUGUGCUCCACCUGGUGUGUGAGAAACUGGGCAACCUCGAAGUCUUCAAAUCAGAGUACAUCUCAGAGGUCAACGGAGAUCAGAAUAGGAACAUACCAUGUAAAAUUGACCUGGGCAAGUUCGUGUGUCUGAAGCACCUGCGUGAACUGCGACUCCGAGGUACCGGGGGCCUCACUCUACCUGCCUUCUCAUUCAAUGGAGGCCUGGCGGAACUGGCAGCUCUCAAGAACCUGGAAACCCUGUCCCUGACUACGCUGAAGUCCAUCCCAGAUAAUGAAUUCCACUUCCUCCGUGACAUGAAGCAGCUCAAGUUCCUGGAGGUCGGCAACUGUAACACCUGGUCAUCAGAGACCUACUUUGUGCUGGGCUCGCUGACGAACCUCACUCACCUCCGCCUGGAGUAUGGGGGGGAGAUCCCUGACAUCGGCCUCGGCGAUGCUCUGUCCUCCUUGGAGAACCUGGAGGAGCUUCAGCUGAUUCACUUCAGCCUGGCAGACACGCUGUACAUCACACUGGAGCAGCUUACCAAGCUCAAGUCCCUGGUUGUCUGGCCGGAGGCAACAGAUAUGGCAGCAGUCAAUUCCAACACUCUCACUCUGGUGUCGAAACUCCAGAAACUUCAGCUAUUGGAGUGGGGUGUGAUUGUCAACUCUGACAUGUGUGCCCCCGAUCCCCCCUCCGACCAUGACCGACAGGCCAUGUGGAUCCCCUUCUAUCCCUCCAACUAUGUGGAACUGCAGAAGCAGCCUGAAGCCCCCACUGUCCCCAUCAACCGACUCAGCCUCAUCCAGUUGACGGAGAGCCUGGCAGACUGUCUUCCGCAUACAGACAUCAAGGUCAAGAAGAUCAAGUCUCAGGUCAAGGUGAAUGGCUGGGCUAAUGACUCAUAGCGAAAGAUUGAGAACUUUCUCAUCCAGUAGAACAAAUUCAUCAACAAACCACUGGCCAUAAGCUGCUGGUAGAAUGCAUACAUCUACAGGUUUUGCAACUUGGUGAACAAGGACGAAAAAUAAUUCCUUGCAGUUGUAUUCAUCAGCUUGUAUUCUCUAAGGCAAGAGCAUUCUCCAUGUUGUCUGAGCAGGGUUAUUCUUUUCAUCAUUUUUGAAAUCUUGAUAUUUUUAUGACAGUGAAACAUUAGUUUGUUCUUUUAUUUGAAAUCAUUAGGAAAGAUGUUUUAUCAUUUUUAUGUGGUUAUAAUUUAUUUUGUUAAAGAAGUUGAAAUAUCAGUAAACACUAUGGUGGGAUCAGGACUGGGCAUUUUCUUACAAACUAGUCAGCAGAACAGGAGUACUGUACUUGAUGCAUGUGUACAGAAUUGUUUUCAUACAUUUUGCUACACUUUAAUGCAGUGAAUGAUUCAUAAUGUGUCAUUUAAAGUAACAGUGUGUAGCUAUAUAUGUUCAAACAAGUUAUGAGUUUUUCAAGUGACAUAAUCUUUUGAUACAGUGGAAUGGAUAUAUGUUCAAUAAACAUUUUUAAUAAGUGCAAUGUGCUUAUAAAUGUGACCUAUACAUAGAAGUAAUGUUACAUUAACAUAGAAGAUGAAGAUAUAUUUUUAAGGGGCAAUCCUAGGUUAUUCUAUAGCUGACCAAAAGUAGGUAAUGAUGUAUUUCAGUAAAAUAUUGUGAUCACACAAGUACAUAUGACAAGCCAUUAGGCAUGGCAUGAAACUAUGUCUUCUGUUAUUGAAGUGAAGUCCUGCAUACAAGAUAUAAGGGAUGAGUAAAGGAAUGAUUUGAAUACCAUUAUUCAGUUGGCUAAGGCUUGAAACUGUUAAAGCCAUGUUGUCCUUGUGUAUGUCCCAUGGACUCUUGAGCUGCUUGUUGUUGAGUACCCUGUGCACCCACCCUCGUCUCCAUCAGCAGUCCUCUAUUCACUGCAUUCCCAGUAAGGCAAUUAGGAGAUAGUAAGCUUUUCACACUCAGGACUGGCAUAGGCAGAUGUCGUUAUCAUGGACUAACAUGUAUGGAAAAGACCAUGAUACAUGUACAAUAAGGUAAAAAUAAGUGUUUCUUUUUUUUAGCUUGUCAAGAAAUGAGAUAAUUAGUUCGGUUCCUUUCAAUGACUGGCUUAUCUUUAGUGAAGGGCAUCAAAUUUGCUCUCAUAUCUUGAAAUACAGAUUUAUCUGAAUGGUGAUGGAGCUAGAAUGGGGCUCCCAGUUAGGUCCAGGAAACCGGAAACAUACACAUAUUGUUUUGGCAUAAAUAGUGCUCCAAAUUUGUGUGAAUGAACUUAAAGUAUUUUGUGCAACUACUUCCAAAUGCCUAAAGAAGUAUUAUUAAUUGUCUUUCAUGAAAUGGGUAGUGUAUGCCAAAUGGAAAAAUCCAUAAAAAAAUAAUAUAGUUUCAUAUAGUAGAAUAUAGAUGAUGGGUGCACUUGGCCCACAUUUGUUAGCGUGAAGUGACUUGCCGAAGAGUGGGUUGUGUUGUGUUUGUCUGGAGGAAUGUGUACUGAUCCACACAGGCCCCUGAAGCCGCGACUGAGCCAACAUUUCGAUAAACUCACCCGAUAUAGGUAAUAAAUUGCCAAAAAUGAAGGUUUGUGGCAUGCAGGUCCUAUUUGGAGGUAGGUGGGGAGGUAUUGUGAACAUGACAUGCAUAUAUUUCCAUUUAAUUUAAACGAUACAGCCGAUUUCAACUUCGGUCAAGAUGGCGAGUGACGUCCCUUGUCUAUUUAUAUAUAUGAGUCUAGUGUUUCAGUUAUAUCACUAUCCUGCUUCAGGGGCCUGCGUGAUAUACAUGGCGCUGUUUCUUUGUAGUCAGACAGUUUUCAUUGUGCAUACUACAUGGCAUUUCUACCUUUCAAAUCAUGUAAGGAUUCUGAAAUGACACAUUUUAAUGAGUUGUGUGAUAAAAAUUAUUCAGAGGGCAUCCUUACCCUUUACCUGAAACCUACAGUCAAAGGUAACAAUUCAUUAAUCUUGUUGGUUCAUUUGUUCUUUGUUCAUAAUACCAGAGACCAUGCAGUAUAUGGUCUCUGAUAGUACAGUGGUAAUAACCUUCAUCAUAUCAUUGUAUAUUUCAUCUGCACUUGUAUAUAGCCUUUUUAAGAAAUGUACACUAUUCAUCUAGUGCUCUAUGACACCUGUGAACUUUGUUACAAAGAUCAAAUUGGACAUUACUCAUUAUGCAAUAAAUAAUGUUUAUGAUA